AUGUUUAUUCAUGAAGUUGAUUUAAAUUCAUAUGAUAUUUUAUUAUCAUUAAUUAAUGAUGAUAAUUUAGCACAAAAAUUUAUAUCAAUUAGUCUUGAAAAACUUUUAAUAGUUGAUUAUUACAACGACCAAAUAAAAAUACAAAAUCCAUUAAAUAAUGAACAUGUUAAUAAAGAACAAACAAUAAUUGAUAGUUCAUCAAUAAUAUCAUCAUCAGAUAAUAUUCUUAUUGAACUUGUUGAAGAAUUAUAUGAACGUACUAAACAAUCAUCAACAUUACCAUAUGAGGCUUUACUUUUAUUACGUCCUUUAUCAUUAUUACUUGCACAUAUUAGUUUUUUUUUCGUGCUUUAA
Rotaria sp. Silwood1 is the source of this 354-nucleotide messenger RNA. Lineage: Eukaryota; Metazoa; Rotifera; Eurotatoria; Philodinida; Philodinidae. The record is from the annotation of a GenBank genome assembly.